Messenger RNA from Symsagittifera roscoffensis, 609 nucleotides. Its product is annotated as putative zinc finger protein 840. The record is from RefSeq and is a predicted model, not a curated record. Lineage: Eukaryota; Metazoa; Xenacoelomorpha; Acoela; Convolutidae. The transcript has a single exon. The coding region runs from base 1 to 609 and encodes 202 amino acids.
AUGGAUGUGAACGAGAUAGACAAACUGACUCAGGACAAAAAAGGAUGGAGGCGAGCGGUGAAAGCACGAAUGGAGCACCUGCAUAAAUGGGAAAGGUCAAAUGCGAAAAGACAAAACGGUGAAACGACAGAAAGGAAAUCCUAUACCCCCCAAGCAACAUCGAACACCUGUGAGAUAUGUGAGAGGGAUUUCAAAAACCAGGGUGGCCUGAGAAUCCAUAUCAAAAGGAUGCACAAAGAGGCGAGGGUGACUUUUGCAUGCAACAAAUGUGGAGCUAUCUUCAAAUCUGAAAACUCGGAAAAUAACCACAAGAAGACAUGCGAGGGAGACAGGAACAAUGAAGAUGGAACCAAGACAUGUGGCAGAUGCGACAGAACCCUCCAGGCCCAAAACUUGGCACGCCACAAAAGACAGGACUGCAAGGGAAACCGGGUACCAGAACAAGAAGCAAAUGACCAACACCAUCAACCCCGCGUAUACAAACAGAAAUGGACUAUAUGUCCGAGAUGUAACGAGAGGAAAUCCGCGUCAAACUUAGCAAGGCACCUAAGGAUAUGCACCACGUCCAUGGUCAGGGGAGAGGACAUACCCUUUGAACCAGGAGGGUGA